Molecule: messenger RNA, 1134 nt
Organism: Angiostrongylus costaricensis
Lineage: Eukaryota; Metazoa; Nematoda; Chromadorea; Rhabditida; Metastrongylidae
Source: the annotation of a GenBank genome assembly
AUGUUCUGUUUGUUCCGAACUCUACUGACAUCUUCAGCUAAGGACCCUCUAUCCUCUGAACUGCUGAGGCCCACUGUAGCAGAAUUUGCUCAGCUGAGAGGUCGUAAGCGUGCGCUUAAACAAGGCAUUACUCGACAACAGAGGCUUGAACGAAGACUGAAGAGGGAAGAACGUGAAGCAGCCAGGAAACAGUACACUUUUAUGGAAAGGAUCAACAUUCGACGAAUGAGAAAUCUUCUGUCGCCAUCGCAACAAUUUCCUGGUCGACUAUGUCAGGACGACGAGAAGGAUCUUCCAGAUAAGCCCUUGACUAACAUAUUCAUCAGAAGUAAGGUUAAAACGCAGUACUAUUCGGUCGCUGAAGCUCUUUUGCGACAUCGUGAAGUGCAGCAACCGUCCGUUUAUAACAAUACGAACGCACCGUUAAGGUUAAGGCUCGAAUUGAACAUGAACACGGAAAAACAAACUAAAAUGGUCUCGAACUCUGACGAAAUUGUACCUGUCCCAUUCCCCUUUGAACACAAAGAGAAGCGAACGAUAUUGGCAUUUGUUAACGAUCCAAAAUUGCAAGAAGUCGCCGUGGAAGCAGGAGCGGAAAUAGCUCUUGGGCAAGAUGUGGUCAAAAAGAUUAUAAAAGGCCAGUUCCGUACAGAUGACUACGAUUUCUGUGUAGCUCACAUGGAUAUGGCAACCUACAUUUUACCUCUUAGGGGAAUAUUGCGCACUAGGUUCCCCACACGAUCGAAUGGUGGUCUAGGGGAAGAUCUCCCCGAACUCAUACAGAAGUUCAAGAAUGGUGUUAAGCUUGCAAUCAAAGGUGACCCAGUUUACCCGAUUUGGGGACUUAGCGAUGCUGUAGUUGGUAAGCUUAGUAUGCCAGACCAGCAAGUUGAAGCAAACAUUGCUGCAGUGGUGAAAGCUGCAUGUUCACAUAGAAAUCCAGCCUUAGGACCAUUUAUUAAUAGAGCACUUCUGAUGACAAUUCCUGGUGAAGAGCAUUACGCACUAAACAUUGAUGAAUGGUUACCUGUUGCUUCAGAAGAAGAAAUCGAAAAGUUGGAAAAGCGUCGUAGCAAAAAAGGAAAGAAGAAAGAAAAGAAGGAUGAGGAGGAACCGUUAAUCGCAGAGGCUUAA